Messenger RNA from Trypanosoma cruzi, 477 nucleotides. RefSeq lists its product as uncharacterized. The coding region runs from base 1 to 477 and encodes 158 amino acids. The record is from RefSeq and is a predicted model, not a curated record. Lineage: Eukaryota; Euglenozoa; Kinetoplastea; Trypanosomatida; Trypanosomatidae. The transcript has a single exon. Gene Ontology annotation, cellular component: histone acetyltransferase complex.
AUGCCACCAAAAGGAUACGUUCGACGCGCUGUCGCUGCUGCUGCAAGGCGGGAUUUUGGCGUCACCACCGCAUUUACCCCGACCGCCGAGGAGGAGGAGGCGAUAGGGUUGCCAGCGCAGUUGCAGCAGCUGCAGAAACGCCGCGAGGCUCUUGAGAGUCAUUUGGAGACAUUAGACUUGCGCGUGUAUGAUCUGGAGACGGCGUACCUACGGCAAUAUGUGGAGCUGGGCGGCUGUCUCUUCGACGGCUUUGGGUUGGAGCGGCAGCAGCAGUGGGGCGGCGUCACCGCGGCGGCAGCGGCGGGCAGUCAGGCGGCCGCCUACCGUGCGCGGCUGCACUCCUUUUCGCCGAGUGAUCGUGUGUUCACGGCAUCCUCGGUGGGGGCGCUGGGUACGGUGGAGCGCCUCAAGACAAUGGAGGCGACAGGCGAGGGGAAGAGGGGCGGAAGGCGCAAGCGCUCACGCACUGACAUUUGA